Thyridium curvatum is the source of this 1983-nucleotide messenger RNA. RefSeq lists its product as uncharacterized. Lineage: Eukaryota; Fungi; Ascomycota; Sordariomycetes; Thyridiales; Thyridiaceae. The transcript has 2 exons. Gene Ontology annotation, molecular function: calcium channel activity. The coding region runs from base 1 to 1983 and encodes 660 amino acids. The record is from RefSeq and is a predicted model, not a curated record. Gene Ontology annotation, biological process: calcium ion import across plasma membrane.
AUGCAGCUCAGCCCGUUGCAGUCGCGACUGGUUGCGACGGUAGCCGCAUCCUGUCUUCUCGUUCUUCUCUACCUGACCCUAUCGUCGCCGCAUUUCGCCCUCGCCGCAGAGCUCGACAACGGUGUUGCGACCCCAGCGACGCAUCUUCCCAUACUAGACGACGUUACGAUUCUACAAGACCGUGAUGAUCAAGAGAAAGUCGCAGUAGAGGAAGGGGGAGAGAACGACGCUGCAGAGGCAUUCAGGCGUCGUGCGGUGGCAUACGAACCUUACUUUGGCCUGUUCGAUAGAGGGAUUGUGGGAAGGGCGCCGGCAGGCGUGACGGGCCUCGCGAAUAACGUCCCGCAACAGCUGAAUCUGGACCCGAGUACUACGCAGGUGUACGUUUUCGAGAAGAUUCAGAUGUUUGGAAGGAGAGAAGCCCCGGCGUCCCGUAUCGAACUUCGAGAUGAGCUGGGCAGUGAGCGAGAGACUGGACAAGAUGGAGAGUUGGACGACGAGCGUGCCUCGUUAUUGCCGAGGCAGUCGUCCAAGACUGUGUUCAUAUCUGCAAAUACCUGCAUGCAGCCGCAACUCAAGCCCGACAAGACAGCCAUGGACCCUCCGCAGCUGACCAUGUACGUGUCAAACACGUCCAAGAACCAGUCACCCGGACCCAAGGCGGACCCUUCGCAACAGACAUUCCAGGUGUUUCAAGAAGGAGCAGUCAUGUUGAACAUGACUGCAUCUGAUGACAUCUUCAUUGGCAUCUCUGCACCCAAUAUUUCGAUGGACUUUACGGGCAUUUGGAACUUUGAGCUGGCAGUAUCGAUCGACAGCUGGUACCACAGCUACAACAACGAUAUCGCCUCUGAUCUCAUCUGGGUCGAUAGUGAUGCCUCUGCGGCCUUGCUCAUCACUCACAACCUGACGCAGAGCACCGACCCGGCCGUCAGCGAUGAGCUGAUGAGCAAGCAACCGUAUGUGAUGUUUGCGCAGAACGACAAGGACAAGUCUAUCAACGGUGUGCGCUUCUCGUACUGCGGUCUGCAGAACUAUGCGCAGAUUGCGGCAACCAAGAACGGCAAGUUCACCAACAUGGUCUUGACCGGUAUGACCAAGCGAGGCCAGGGCAACCUGCCCAAGCAAGAGUUCUAUUUUAUGGGGUUGAAUUCCAGCUCCAAUUAUCAAGGUAUCUUGGCCAAGAGUGGCACGAAUGGCACAGCUGGCAGUGGUAUCAUCGGCGGCGGCGGUCACAUUGUGUCCAGGGCGACCCAGUUCAACACAAAGUCUGUGGGCGGUAAUUGCGAAAUUAUAUUCAACCUGACCUUCUGCAACCAGACGGCCUAUGCGGUGCCCAGCAACCCCAGCAAAUUUACCAAUGUCACUAACCUGGCGCAAUUCUACGACAACCUGGCGAGCUCGGCGUACGACAACUUCAAGAAAGUGCUGGCCCAGAUACCCUGUGAAGCACCGUCCACGGAACGCUACUCGCUGGCGCGCAACUGCACGGACUGCGACGUUGCCUACAAGAACUGGCUUUGCUCGGUGACGAUCCCGCGCUGCGAGGACUUCUCGGUCAACCACCCGUGGCUGCAGCCCCGCGCUAUGGGCCAGCCCUUCCCGGACGGCACCCAGCUGGAUGCUGCAGCCGUGCAACCGUACGCCAAUUUCAAAGACCAAGCGGCGUAUAACAAUUCGCGCAACCCGGCCAUCGACGCAGGUGUGGCGCCGGGCCCGUACAAGGAGGUCCUCCCCUGCGACGACCUCUGCUACAAUCUCGUGCAGAGCUGUCCGGCCUCAAUGGGGUUCUCGUGCCCCAUGCCGGGGAGCCCCGGGUUCAAUACGAGCUACGGGCGGCGAGACAACGAGCUGGACCGCGAUGGCGAUGUCACCUGCAAUUACCCUGGUGCGGCACACUUCAUCUCAGAUGCCAGACGCACCUCGAUGCCGUGGGGUCUGUUCUUCGGUAUGAGCGGUGUGGUAGCUCUGGCCUUGCUCUAG